This is a messenger RNA of Penaeus vannamei (Pacific white shrimp), 762 nucleotides long. Lineage: Eukaryota; Metazoa; Arthropoda; Malacostraca; Decapoda; Penaeidae. The record is from RefSeq and is a predicted model, not a curated record.
AUGGUAGGGUCUGUUGUGAAAAAGGAAAAAGCAAAUGCAAAGAUCUGGGAGGUAAAUGUCGAGAGGAAGCCAAAUGCGACGGGGAUAUACUUACUCCCUCUGUACCGUGCAAAGAGUGCAAGAAGUGCAAAGCUGUCAAAAAGACCACAGGACCCAACCGCAACCAACCGCAACAAACCUCUCCUGGACCGCAACCGCAACCUCUCCUGGACCGCAACCCGCAAACCUCUCCUGGACCGCAACCGCAAACCCUCUCCUGGACCGCAACCGCAAACCUCUCCUGGACCGCAACCGCAAACCUCUCCUGGACCGCAACCGCAAACCUCUCCUGGACCGCAACCGCAAACCUCUCCUGGACCGCAACCGCAAACCUCUUCUGGACCUCAGCCGCAAACCUCUCCUGGCAAACUCUCCUGGACCGAACCGCAAACCUCUCCUGGACCGCAACCGCAAACCUCUCCUGGACCGCAACCGCAAACCUCUCCUGGACCGCAACCACAAACCACUCCCGGACCGCAACCGCAAACCUCUCCCGGACCGCAGCCGCAAACCUCUUCUGGACCGCAAACGCAAACCACUGCUGGGCCCCAACCUCAGACCACUGCUGGAACACAAACCACAGGACCACAACCACAAACCACACCAUCAAAUCUUGGGCCUACUACAACUCCUAAUCCUACCACAACUCCUAAUCCUAUCACAACUCCUAAUCCUACUACAACUCCUAAUCCUACCACAACUCCUAAUCCUACAAACUCCUAA